GAACUCACUAAGGCGAGCAGGCGGGACUGCUCGGCAUUGUGGCAGGCGGCUGGGGCCGGGGAAGGCGCCAGAGCCGCGGGUGGCAGCGAGGCGUGGAGAGACGCGCACUGGGGCUCGGAUCGCGCGGCGCUAGCCGCUGCAAGCGCCGCUGAGCGCACUCACCUUCGGCCGCGCAACUUCGGAGCCAGGGCGCAGGAGACCGGGGAGCGCUCGGAACCCCGGAGCCGGAGCAGCGCAGAGAGGGGCGCUCCGGAGCCUGGCUCGAGAGCCGGCGCCGGACACCCAUCGCGCUCCGAGCGCCGGGCGGCUCUGAGCGCAGCGUGGCUGCCGCUGCCCCCACGGAGGGCACGGGCUGGCGCGGCCGGGCGCCGGGGAGGACGGCGAGGAGGAGGCGGCGGCGGCGGAGACGGCGGCGGCGAGGCUGGGGCCAGGGAGAGAGCCCCGGGGGAGAGGCGCCGGAGCCGGGCGGUGGGAGCAUGUGGGCCCGGAGCGGAGCGCGGGGCGCGCUGCUGCUGGCGCUGCUGCUCUGCUGGCACCCGACGCUGAGCCAAGCAGGUGCUGAUUCUGGCAGCGAGGUGCUCCCAGAGUCCUUCCCGUCGGUGCCGGCCGAGCCACUGCCCCACUUCCUUCAGGAGCCACAGGAUGCCUACAUUGUGAAGAACAAGCCCGUGGAGCUGCGCUGCCGCGCCUUCCCAGCCACACAGAUCUACUUCAAGUGCAAUGGCGAGUGGGUCAGCCAGAACGACCACGUCAUGCAGGAAGGCCUGGAUGAGGCCACUGGCCUGCGGGUGCAAGAGGUGCAGAUCGAGGUGUCACGGCAGCAGGUGGAGGAGCUGUUUGGGCUGGAGGAUUACUGGUGCCAGUGCGUGGCCUGGAGCUCUGCAGGCACCACCAAGAGUCGCCGGGCCUACGUCCGCAUUGCCUACCUGCGGAAGAACUUCGAUCAGGAGCCUCUGGGCAAGGAGGUGCCCCUGGACCACGAGGUUCUCCUGCAAUGCCGCCCUCCAGAAGGGGUGCCUGUGGCUGAGGUGGAAUGGCUCAAGAACGAGGACAUCAUCGACCCCACCCAGGACACCAACUUCCUGCUCACCAUUGACCACAACCUCAUCAUCCGCCAGGCUCGCCUGUCAGAUACAGCUAACUACACCUGUGUGGCCAAGAACAUCGUGGCCAAGCGCCGGAGCACCACCGCCACUGUCAUUGUCUAUGUGAAUGGCGGGUGGUCCAGCUGGGCGGAGUGGUCACCCUGCUCCAAUCGCUGUGGUCGCGGCUGGCAGAAGCGCACGCGGACCUGCACCAACCCCGCCCCACUCAAUGGAGGAGCCUUCUGCGAGGGCCAGGGCUUCCAGAAGACCGCCUGCACCACAGUGUGCCCAGUUGACGGGGCGUGGACCGAAUGGAGCAAGUGGUCGGCCUGCAGCACCGAGUGUGCCCACUGGCGCAGCCGUGAGUGCAUGGCGCCCCCGCCCCAGAACGGAGGCCGCGACUGUAGCGGGACGCUGCUGGACUCCAAGAACUGCACUGACGGGCUGUGCAUGCAAAAUAAGAAAACUCUAAGCGACCCCAAAAGCCACCUCCUAGAGGCCUCAGGGGAUGUGGCGCUGUACGCGGGCCUCGUGGUGUCCAUCUUCGUGGUCGUGGUGGUCCUCAUGGUGGUGGGGGUAGUGGUGUACCGCCGAAGCUGCCGCGACUUCGACACCGACAUCACCGACUCAUCUGCCGCCCUUACUGGCGGUUUCCACCCAGUCAACUUCAAGACUGCGAGGCCCAACAAUCCGCAGCUUCUUCACCCAUCUGUGCCCCCCGACUUGACAGCCAGUGCCGGCAUCUACCGCGGGCCUGUGUACGCCCUGCAGGACUCAGCCGACAAGAUCCCCAUGACCAACUCACCCCUGCUGGACCCCCUGCCCAGCCUCAAGAUCAAGGUCUACAGCUCUGGCACCACUGGCUCUGGGCCAGGCCUGUCAGACGGGGCCGAUCUGCUGGGGGUCCUGCCACCCGGCACUUACCCUGGAGAUUUCAGCCGAGACGCUCACUUCCUGCACCUGCACAGCGCCAGCCUUGGCUCCCAGCAGCUCCUGGGCCUGCCCCGCGACCCGGGUAGCAGCGUCAGCGGCACCUUUGGCUGCCUGGGUGGGAGGCUCAGCAUCCCCGGCACAGGGGUCAGCCUGCUGGUGCCCAAUGGAGCCAUUCCCCAGGGCAAGUUCUACGAGAUGUACCUACUGAUCAACAAGGCAGAAAACACCCUCCCGCUUUCAGAAGAGACGCAGACAGUAUUGAGCCCCGCGGUGACCUGCGGGCCCACCGGCCUGCUGCUGUGCCGCCCAGUCAUCCUCACAGUGCCCCACUGUGCUGAAGUCAGUGCCGGCGACUGGAUCUUCCAGCUUAAGACCCAGGCCCACCAGGGCCACUGGGAGGAGGUAGUAACCCUGGACGAGGAGACCCUGAACACCCCCUGCUACUGCCAGCUGGAGGCCAGGUCCUGCCACAUCCUGUUGGACCAGCUGGGCACCUAUGUGUUCACGGGCGAGUCCUGUUCCCGCUCGGCUGUCAAGAGACUCCAGCUGGCCAUCUUCGCCCCUGCCCUCUGCACCUCCCUCGAGUACAGUCUCAGGGUCUACUGCCUGGAGGACACGCCUGUAGCGCUGAAGGAGGUGCUGGAGCUGGAGCGGACGCUGGGCGGAUACCUGGUGGAAGAGCCCAAACCCCUGCUGUUUAAGGACAGUUACCACAACCUGCGCCUCUCCCUCCAUGACAUCCCCCAUGACCACUGGAGGAGCAAGCUGCUGGCCAAGUACCAGGAGAUCCCUUUCUAUCAUAUCUGGAGUAGCGGCCAGAAGGCCCUGCACUGCACCUUCACCCUGGAGCGGCUCAGCCUGGCCUCCACGGAGCUCACCUGUAAGAUCUGCGUGCGCCAGGUGGAGGGGGAGGGCCAGAUAUUCCAGCUGCACACCACGCUGGCAGAGACAGCUGCUGGCUCUCUGGACGCCCUCUGCUCUGCCCCCAGCGGUGCCGCCACCACCCAGGUGGGGCCCUACGCCUUCAAGAUCCCACUCUCCAUCCGCCAGAAGAUAUGCAACAGCCUCGACGCCCCCAACUCACGGGGCAGCGACUGGCGGCUAUUGGCCCAGAAGCUUUCCAUGGAUCGGUACCUGAACUACUUUGCCACCAAAGCAAGCCCUACGGGCGUGAUCCUGGACCUCUGGGAAGCUCUGCAGCAGGACGAUGGGGACCUCAAUAGCCUGGCGAGUGCCUUGGAGGAGAUGGGCAAGAGUGAGAUGCUGGUGGCCAUGGCCACCGACGGGGACUGCUGAGCCGCCCCUGGACGUGGGCUGGUGGGACCAGCAGGAGGCGAGUGCAGGGAGGCCCGGGGCAGCCUCCCUGUGGGGGCAUUCAGCCUCUGCUGCCCCCAGCUCCCAGCCGGAGCAGCUCCUCUCCUCUUCCCCUUGCCCCAGCCCCUGACCACAACUAGCCUUAGAAAAUCCAUGUACUCUGUUGUCUGAGGACCCAGGUUCCUUCUCAUCCCCAGCUGGCUCCCUUUGGCCUCAGCCCUGCAUGCAGGGACAGGGGAUGGGACGGAGGCCUCUGGUGGCAGGGAGGGAGGGAAAGGUCAUCCUUCUACCCCUGGCCUCCACCCUGGGACUUCUGGGCACAGGUUUUCAUUUCACUCUAUUUUCUUCCUCGGUUGCUAAUUUCCCCCUCCUCCCUGAGCGCCCUUCUCCUGUCACACCAUUUUAGUCUUUCGAGAGUCGAGUACAAUUCAGACGAAUGGCUUUCUCCUGUCCAAAAGGAAAAAAAGAAAGCAAGCUUCAGACUGCUAGUAAGGCUCAAAGAAGAAGAAAAACACCAAACCACAAGGGAAAAGAAAAACCCAGUUUCUUAGGAAACGCAAAUGAUUUAUUAUCCAGAUAUUGGAUAAGUCCUUUUUAAGAAAAAAGCAAAUGAAAAACAACACA
Trichechus manatus latirostris (Florida manatee) is the source of this 3956-nucleotide messenger RNA. It is a transcript of the gene UNC5B, whose product is annotated as unc-5 netrin receptor B. Bases 477 to 3314 code for a protein of 945 amino acids. Gene Ontology annotation, molecular function: netrin receptor activity; protein binding. NCBI's taxonomy places the organism in Eukaryota, Metazoa, Chordata, Mammalia, Sirenia, Trichechidae. Gene Ontology annotation, cellular component: membrane. The record is from RefSeq and is a predicted model, not a curated record. The transcript is spliced from 17 exons. Gene Ontology annotation, biological process: anterior/posterior axon guidance; netrin-activated signaling pathway.